Molecule: messenger RNA, 356 nt
Organism: Sphaeroforma arctica JP610
Lineage: Eukaryota; Ichthyosporea; Ichthyophonida
Exons: 1
Source: RefSeq, a predicted model, not a curated record
ACAUACAAUUUAGUCUUAAUUCCGCAUAGAACAUGAUGUUAGACCGUACAAAUCAGAAGAAGCCAUUCCCUUCAAUGAUCCAUUCAGUUGGAGACAUAUUGGUUGUUAGUCAGUCAGAAGAAUCGUCAAGCAGAAUGCCAAACAGCCUGGAUGGCGGCGGUUUAAAUUCUUGUGUCGUCACGGGCGAGAGUGCGUUUAUCAAUCGAGCAGGUUCUGUGGACCUGAAAGUCUUUCAAUCAAAAUUAAUGCUCAAAAGUCCACGGCCACAACAAAAUUUCCAAAUAGUUAGGGUCUUGGCGUGGUGUAUAUCCGUCGCAUGGGCAGUGGGCGCACAUUACCAUUUCGUACACUUGAUU